UGAUUAGUUACAGUCUGUGAAAACGUUCAUUUGGGAGUCAUUAUUUUCUUGUGUAUAUUUGACUUUCCAUCCUAAACAGUUAUUUUUUUUCGUUCCUCGUAAAUUCCUAUCUCCAAGCUGAAGAGCUGAUGUUUGACCAGACACGUUGAUAGAAAUGGCAAACGUUUUUACAAAAUGUUGUAAAGCCGUGAAACAUUUUCCUAGCAGAUUUCUAUGUCUAUGUUUUCAUUUCCUGCAAGCAGGAAUACUUGAUUAUUAUUUAGUGAUAUAUAAAGGGAAGGCGUGGCUUGCGUUUAUCGGAGCAGAUAUAGUGGUUGCCAUAGUGCUAUGUUUGUGCUUUUUCCUUUCGUACAGACAUCUAAAUCGUGCGCAACCAAAGGGAGAUAAUGAGAGUCCAGAGUCGGCUAGUCUACUAUUUGUUCCGAUAUCAUGGUUCGCUUACUCCGCAUUACUUGCGAUCAAAGUAGGUAUUGCCUUCAAGGAUUUUGCUUUUCUUCUAAGUGAAGACAUAUUUUUCGGACCAAAUACAUUGAAAACUACUAUUGCUCUAUGCGGUAUUAUAUUUGCAUUGUUGUUAGCGACAAAUCAUGAUGCUAAGCCUUGUUCCCCGAGAAGAAAAUAUAUCGACGAAUUGACGGGAACAGUAAUAUUCGAUAUUCUUGACUGCGUUGACAGUAUGGACAUGUUGUUUUUUAAAGAGGAAAGGGACACGUUUCCAAUUGGAGUGGAUGAUGCUAUUAUUGCUAUCGCUCUUAUUAAUUUUAUAUUACCUACUAUACCGCUGAUCACUCUUUCUAAAACUAAGUAUGGAGAGGCCAAACUGUCACAUAAGCUUGUUAUUAUUCACAAAGUGUUACUAGCAUUUCUUGUUAAUUUACCACUACUGAUAACCCGGAUGAUCUUAUGGCAUGGUUUAAGUCGUGGAAUAUUAAUUUUUUUACUAAAAAAUGUCAUAGUGAUUGGAAUGAUUUCGUUUGACUUGUAUGAAACAUUAGAAGGAGAAGAAAACGAACAAACUGAGAAUAAUAAUGAUGGCGUUGCAUCAUCUGGCCAGGACGGACCAGCUGUAGAAUCGUAUGCAAUGGAAGACAGGUUUAACUACAUAGAAUAACAUGUCAUAGGCGGAUCACCCAAAUGAAAAUUGCUGGAUCCGCCACUACAAGUCAUACUGCUUGGAACUGAUAUUUGCUUAUAUGACACGAUUUCGAAUUUACAGUUUGAUAAUGUUAUAAUAUAUCUACAGUUAUAUAUAUUUUCCGAUAUUAUAUCUACAGUUAUAUAUAUUUUCCGAUAUUAUAUCUACAGUUAUAUAUAUUUUCCGAUAUCUCUUUGAACUUUCCAUAUGGUGAAAACUAAAUUAUUUAAUGCCCAAAAAGGCGAAAGCCAGGACCGACCGUGCAAGGGCUGUAUAGACAAUGAAGGUCGUUAAAACUUCCAUUUGUAGUUGUUCAAGUCGCCAUUUGUACCGAAGACAAUAGACAGUGAACAUCGGAAAGGUUGGAAAGGAAGUAGUUUACAGCAGGCAGAAGGUUUAGUUUAAGUGAAGUGAAGUGCUUGGAACCUGCGGACAGAAUAUAAAACGGCUGGGACUGUUGGUUCGGUACAGAUUGUCCAAACAGGGCUGGUGCUAAGGUUUUGCGUCUCACAUCUCACACUAUUGCAGUGAGUGUUUGCUGAUAUACCAUGCCUUAGUGCUACCCAU
Mytilus trossulus (common blue mussel) is the source of this 1702-nucleotide messenger RNA. RefSeq lists its product as uncharacterized. Lineage: Eukaryota; Metazoa; Mollusca; Bivalvia; Mytilida; Mytilidae. The record is from RefSeq and is a predicted model, not a curated record. Bases 155 to 1111 code for a protein of 318 amino acids. The transcript has 2 exons.